Messenger RNA from Phytophthora infestans T30-4, 390 nucleotides. RefSeq lists its product as uncharacterized. Bases 79 to 315 code for a protein of 78 amino acids. The record is from RefSeq and is a predicted model, not a curated record. The transcript has 2 exons. NCBI's taxonomy places the organism in Eukaryota, Oomycota, Peronosporomycetes, Peronosporales, Peronosporaceae.
GGCGCUAAACAUGGGAUCUGAAGAUCAGGAGCGCGCGUCUUGGGACAGUGCGAAAAAUGCCUUCCUGGUAGAGCUACCAUGACGCAGCAAGCGCAAGCAGGGAAGAGAGCUGACAGCGGCUUCAUGAAGGAAGCGUGGGCCGAAGCACUCGCUGCGUUCAACGCCCCUUUCCAGACGAAGCUGUCGAGGCAGCAGAAUAAAUCCAUACUGACAGCUCUGAAAGGCAUCUAUACGGCGAUCAAGGCAAUGCUGGACGCGUCGGGAUUUGGCUGGGAUAAUCAACGUCAUAUCGUGCUAGUGCAUGAUUCUGUUUGAAAUGAUUACGUGGAGAUACAUCUAUUGCUCACUACGAGCAUCGAUAAAAUGCCUUAACCUAACGUUUACUGCGAA